Molecule: messenger RNA, 1789 nt
Organism: Galeopterus variegatus (Sunda flying lemur)
Lineage: Eukaryota; Metazoa; Chordata; Mammalia; Dermoptera; Cynocephalidae
Gene: CHN1
Product: chimerin 1
Exons: 10
Coding region: 1-1065 (354 amino acids)
Biological process (GO): ephrin receptor signaling pathway; regulation of GTPase activity
Molecular function (GO): ephrin receptor binding; GTPase activator activity
Source: RefSeq, a predicted model, not a curated record
AUGUUUAUUUUUUCAGAUACCGAUGAAUAUAGACCUCCUGUUUGGAAAUCUUACUUAUAUCAGCUGCAACAAGAAGCCCCUCAUCCUCGAAGGAUUACCUGUACUUGCGAGGUAGAAAACAGACCAAAGUAUUAUGGAAGAGAGUUUCACGGCAUGAUCUCCAGGGGAGUAGCCGACCAGCUCUUGAGUGUGGCUGAGGGGAGCUACCUCAUUCGGGAGAGCCAGCGUCAGCCAGGAACCUACACUUUGGCUUUAAGAUUUGGAAGUCAAACCAGAAACUUCAGGCUCUACUACGAUGGAAAGCACUUUGUUGGGGAGAAACGCUUUGAGUCCAUCCACGAUCUGGUGACUGAUGGCUUGAUUACCCUCUAUAUUGAAACCAAGGCAGCAGAAUACAUUGCCAAGAUGACGAUAAAUCCAAUUUAUGAGCAUGUAGGAUACACAACCUUAAACAGAGAGCCAGCAUACAAAAAACAUAUGCCAGUCCUGAAAGAGACACAGGAUGAGAGAGAUUCUACAGGCCAGGAUGGGGUAUCAGAGAAAAGGUUAACAUCACUUGUUAGAAGAGCAACUCUGAAAGAAAAUGAGCAAAUUCCAAAAUAUGAGAAGGUUCACAAUUUCAAGGUCCAUACGUUCAGAGGACCGCACUGGUGUGAAUACUGUGCCAACUUCAUGUGGGGUCUCAUUGCUCAGGGAGUGAAAUGUGCAGGUCUUAAUUCUGAAGGACUAUAUCCGGUAUCAGGAUUUAGUGACCUAAUUGAAGAUGUCAAGAUGGCUUUUGACAGAGAAAUUAUGGAUCCUGAUGAGCAAUUGGAAACACUUCAUGAAGCACUGAAACUACUGCCACCUGCUCACUGCGAAACCCUCCGGUACCUCAUGGCUCAUCUAAAGAGAGUGACCCUUCAUGAAAAGGAGAAUCUUAUGAAUGCAGAGAACCUUGGAAUUGUUUUUGGCCCAACUCUUAUGAGAUCUCCAGAACUAGACGCAAUGGCUGCAUUGAAUGAUAUACGAUAUCAGAGACUGGUGGUGGAGCUGCUUAUCAAAAAUGAAGACAUUUUAUUUUAAGUUUUUUAUUUGAGGGGAAAAGAAAUGUUUUACAGAUGAAGGAGUGUUUUAUAGUAAUUUAAUUGGCUCCUGUAGCUGAAUUAUUUCUUGGUUAGCGAUUUGGGCAUAUAACCAGAUAAAAAUGAAGGAACUUUCUGUUGUUUUUGUAGCAUUGCUCAGCUGUCCUUGUAAAACAGUGAACACACGCUUUCCGGUUCUAGUAAUCCUGGGUGUUUAUCAUGUUAAGAGAAACUCCAGCUAUUGCAUGAUUAGCCCCCUACUUGGCAAAGAAACCCCAUACAAAGGAAACAACAAACCUGCACCCAUGCCACCUCUUGUCCUGGGCAGUCUGUGGUUGUAAUCAGCAUGUUUCACAGAGUAAACCUGUUGUGACUUUGCUUUGGGGGUCUAUGUCCUUGGUUUCUGAUGCUUGUACAAACAUGCAUACACAAAUGGACAAAUAGCGCCUCUGGCUGUUGCAUUACCAUAGACUAUAUCAUAGGCCUGUUUAUUGCAAUGGUUUAUUUCUGGUUUCUCUUGGGUCUUCUCUAACAUAGUACUUUCUUUCCAGCAAAAGUAAAAUAUGUCUUCAGAUUUGUUACUUUAAUAAGUUAUCCAUACCAAUAAAAAAUGUACAACACAGAGCAUUUUCUGUUAAAUUAUUACUGGUUUUCAGUUGUAAUUUUGAAUUUUUAUCUGGCAUGCAUUUAUUAAUUUAUUAAAUUUGGCUUUUAGAAAUCAAAAA